This is a messenger RNA of Bufo bufo (common toad), 1221 nucleotides long. RefSeq lists its product as uncharacterized. Lineage: Eukaryota; Metazoa; Chordata; Amphibia; Anura; Bufonidae. The transcript has 7 exons. The record is from RefSeq and is a predicted model, not a curated record. Bases 64 to 1221 code for a protein of 385 amino acids.
UUCUCAUUUUUCUUAGGUUAUAUUUUUUGGGAGACAGACCUGAUCUUGAUACUUUUAAAAAAAAUGUCCAGCUAUUCAAGUGAGUCCGGGAACUCUCCUCCAAGGCGACGAGUUCGCUUGGAGACGCAAUCGUCAACGGAGGAGAGGUAUUCCGGCCCUGCUCCGACAGCGGGAGAGGAGGAAAGCGGGGGUGGACACCAUGAAUCGGUAAUUAAAAAAAAAAAAAAAUGUAUUGUGUUUUUUCUUAAUUCUUUAAAUUUUUGGUUAUUAAGUUUGAUAUUCUUUUAUUUUAGUCUAAUCCUACUGUUGCCUCAAGAGGUCGUCAGCAACCACCCACAAGGCGCCGGGGAGCACACGGCGGUCGGGGACGUGGUUCAAGGGCCUCUGCCAGAACGGAUGAGGAGGAAUUAUAUGGUUUCUAUAUCGACAAUGAACUCCUCAUCCAUCUGGUGGAGGAACGCGUCCCAUUCUGGGACCAUACCGACCGCCGCCAUGCAGACCCGGAGUCUGUGGAUGGAGAUUUGUGGAAAAAUCCUGACGGAUUGGGACGACCUCAGUGAAGGCAAACAGGAAGAUUGCAAGACGGCAGUCAUGGUACGAUGGCGCACAAUAAGGGACCGCUAUAAGAAAGACUAUAAUGAGGAGGUCAAUCGCCCGAGUGGGUCUGGCGGAACCCGCCGGCAGCCGUACCGCUAUGCGGCUGCCCUAGGGUUCCUACGUAGAACCCUAGAGCUGCGAAGAACAACUAGCAGUACUCGGGCGCCAGAACCUCCUUGUGAAGGUCAUCAAGAGGCGGUCCCUGCUGAGCUGCCACCCGCGGAUCCCUCUCCACCUCGUCCAGCACCUGGUCAGGACCCAAAUCGUCCUCUACUGGUGCCCUCUGGUGACGCAACAAUGGCCGUUAUGGCGCCACUUUUUGAGGCGUUGAUGCGUCGCCAGAGGGCCGGUAGAAGCCGCCAAGCUGAUUAUGAAGACCUCACAAGGUUCUUGUAUGAGACCUUGUGUGGUUACAGCAAUAGGAUUGUAGCCAUGGAGGCCGAGCUGAGAAGUCUGCGGGAGUGUGUGGCGCAGUUUUCUCAGCCGGGCCCGCUACAACCCUAUUGGCUGUCAGUUAAUCAGCUGGUGGCGGACUUCACGCCCGACCAGGUGUUGGAGUUGAGACGUAGGGUGGAGGAUGCGGUGUCUCUUUCUCACUUACUGUUUAACUUGCUGGUGCGAUGA